AGUCGCCUCUAUCUUCGAGGAUCUACUAUUUUCGGCUUGGAGUCUCUCCUUCUCAGCAGAUCAGGCAGGAAGAUAUCAUCAUCUGAUCUCGUCCCGUCCGUUUUCACCACCACCAGAAUCGCCCUAUUCAGCCAUCGUUCUCGCCUCUGAUCUAUCAAUUCUCGUCUUUACUCUUUAUCCGUGAUAAGCUCAGAAGCCCCAACUUGACGGAUCAUCACAACGUUUUUCUUAAACGAGCUGGAUGGAACAAGGCGAUGGAGAAGGUGGGAGGAAAACCCCAAUAUUUAGAGAUGUGAGAAGAUACUACUGCGAGUUUUGUGGCAUAUGUCGUUCCAAGAAGUCUCUAAUUGCUUCCCAUGUUCUCUCUAAUCAUAAGGAUCAAAUUCAAGAAAAGAGCAAUGAAGGGAAUGCAAAUGAGAAAAUGGGAAAGUCGAAUACUUGUGAAGAGUGUGGAGCAUGUUUUCAGAAACCUGCUCAUUUAAAGCAGCACAUGCUAAGCCAUUCGCUUGAGAGGCCUUUUAGCUGUCCAAUAGAUGACUGUCAUUCUAGCUAUAGGAGGAAAGACCACUUGAAUCGCCACAUUCUUCAACACGAGGGAAAGAUUUUUCACUGCCCUAUUGAGGGCUGCAAAAUCCAAUUUGCAUUUCAAGGCAAUGUGACAAGGCAUUUGAAUGAAUUCCACUCUGAGGAAUCUUCCUCUAGCAACAUUGAUGGUGCUAAAGAGCAUGUUUGCCCAGAACAUGGGUGUGGGAAGGUUUUUAAGUAUGCUUCAAAGCUCAAGAAACAUGAAGCUUCUCAUGUUAAGUUAGACUCGGUGGAGGCAUUCUGUACGGAACCUGGUUGUUUGAAGCAUUUUACGAAUGAGCAUUACCUGAAGGUCCAUUUGAAUGAAUGCCAUUCUCAUAUCAUUUGCGAUGUUUGUGGAACUAAACAACUUAGGAAGAAUAUAAAGAGGCAUAUGCUCACACAUGAUGCUGAAAAUUCAUCAGAGAGGAUUGCGUGCACUUUUGAUGACUGCUCUCACACAUUUUCAACUAGAUCAAAUCUUCAACAGCAUGUGAAAGCUGUACAUCUUGCUGUAAGGCCAUUUGCUUGUAGCAUGCCUGGGUGUAGUAUGCGAUUUCCUUUCAAGCAUGUUAGGGACAAGCAUGAGAAAUCUGGACAGCAUUUACAUACCAAUGGUGACUUUGAAGAGAGUGAUGAAAUAUUCCGGUCUAGGCCAAGGGGAGGACGGAAAAGGGCAUGUCCACCUAUAGAAGCUCUAUUUCGGAAGAGGGUCUGUCCAUUGAACCAUUCAGAUUCAGUUUUUGGACAGGGAUCUUCUGAGUACCUUGCCUGGUUGCUGUCUUCUGAAGCUGAUGAUUGAUUAGUGCUGCAAUAACCAAAUUAUCAUGUCUAUAGUAAUUAUGGAUUAUCCUAUGUUCAUCGUUACCUCGGUUGAUAAUAUAAUCGCAUGUCUAUAGUAACUAUGGAUUUCCCUAUGUUCCUUGUUCAUUUGUGUUUUGCUUACAUAGAUAAUAGAAUGUUACAGUGUAUAAGUAAAUUUCUGUGAACAAGUUUGAAACUAUUUACUUUUUGUAAUUAUUGUUCUUUCCAUUGCCUUUAAUUCCUAGAUUAUGUUUUAAAAAAGAUAUUAAUU
Messenger RNA from Impatiens glandulifera, 1639 nucleotides. RefSeq names its product transcription factor IIIA-like. Lineage: Eukaryota; Viridiplantae; Streptophyta; Magnoliopsida; Ericales; Balsaminaceae. Gene Ontology annotation, cellular component: nucleus. The transcript has 7 exons. Bases 242 to 1366 code for a protein of 374 amino acids. The record is from RefSeq and is a predicted model, not a curated record. Gene Ontology annotation, biological process: regulation of transcription by RNA polymerase II.